ACAUCGACGUUAGUCGUUCGUUAGUGUUCGCGCGGAACUCGACGCGGGUGGACGUACGGUCAUGCGAGAAGCGGCUACGGGCAGGAUGGCCGAACUCGAGUUCGAAGCGCCGCUCGCGCAAAUCGAAGAUGCCGACGACUGUCUUUCCACGGCGGACUACCCACAAAAAACUAUCAACGGCAACGACAUCCACAUAAACAACAUCAAAAACUUGAGUGAAAUUAUCAAAAUGAAAACCGACUCCAACAAAAUAAACGAUAACGACGAACCUAAACCGGUGAAGUGCAAAGACAAUAUGCAAAACGGGGAAGGUGACAAUUUCACGGAGACUUUCUCCGGGUCCCUUGAAGACCUGGUGAAUACGUUCGAUGAGAAGAUCACAAAGUGCUUCGGGAACUACGAGGAGAGCGUCGAGAAACUAGCGCCGGUGCAAGUUCGCUCGCAAGAAGAAAUAAUGAACGAAUGCCAAAUGUGGUGGACAAUCACGGGCAACUUCGGCAAUAUCCUGCCUAUAGACUGGACCAAGUCGUUUUCGAGGAAGAUGCACAUUCCCACCUUAAAUUUAAGUGACAAAAAGGGCUCAAUGACCCCAGACGACGAGAUCCACAGCUCAGAAGACGAGGCCGUAGCCUCGGACCUGGAUAUGCACGCGCUCAUCCUGGGAGGCCUACACCAGGACCACGAGUGUCCCGUCAAGACUGCCGAUGAAGUGAUUCAAGAAAUCGAUGACAUGAUGCAGGAGACACCGUCCUCCGAAGGCGACGUCCUGGAGUACAAUGAAGCGUUGGAGAAAGGGAAGGAAGUCCUCAAUUCACCUCUUUAUGAAGACAAACUCCGACAACUGUCCUUAACCCAGCUAAACGAGACCUACAUGGAGCUCGAAGUCCUCAUCAGAGAGUUCUCAGAGACCCUCAUCGCGGAACUGGCUCUCCGCGACGAGCUGGAGUAUGAGAAGGAGCUUAAGAACACCUUCAUCUCGCUGCUGUUGGCUGUGCAGAAUAAGAGGCGGCAGUAUCAUACUGAGAAGAAGAAACGAGGGCCGCCGCGGUCGCCAAACCUUAACAAUUCUGGCUCAGAGUCAAAGUACUUGACCACCGUGAUACCGUUCCAUCUGGACAACGGCCCGCCCGACAACCAGACGCUGCAAGUUCUCAUUAAAAUUCUAAAGGCUAUCAACGAAGACAGCCCCACCGUGCCGACGCUACUAACGGACUACAUACUCAAAGUGCUCUGUCCGACCUAAGCCAUAGAGUCUAGCUAAUUCUUCCACCUUCAUCCGAUCACUUCUGCAUACAUCGACACCUAAAUGCCUUGCGUUGAGAUUAAUUGCAGGUGGCGCUACACCUUGGAAAAAUAUAUAAGAUACCGAUACUUUUGGACUAAACAUAAUUUGCCUUCGAGAGAUAAUCUAUUGACAUUGCUGCUACGAGUAUGCGUUCCACUUUAUUUAAUCGCUGGUCCCAUAGGAAGAAAUCUAUUAUUAUGCCCUACAACGUUAGUUCCAGAAGAAUUGGUACCUUUUUACUAUGUCCUUAUAAUUUAGCAUCAAAAAUUCGUAUCGUGAUCUACUUUUGAAAAGCUCAACAAAAAUAUACUCUUACUCAUGUUUUAAAAUAUUGACACGUGAUAUUUUAAAUGAAGUCUUGUGUUGCAUAAAAUUGGCUUCAACGAGGACUCUCUUUGUGACAACUUCAUGAUUCUGGCGUAAAUUGAAAGUAGAAAGUAAUUAUUUGCAAAUGGACUAAGCAAAAAAGAUGAUCUAGAUACGUAUUUUCAAUUUAAAUUCUCGCGCCAUCUAAGACGGCGUACCUAAGAUUCGCGGUGGCUUUCUAUUUAAUCGAAAUAAAAAAAUAGGAAAUUCUAGUCUAAGGGUCCGAGUUCAGAAAUAAGCAUUUUAUUUUUCUGUGAACGCAUAUUACGAACCUUAAUAUUUUUUUCCAAUUAUCUGUAUCAGCCUAUACACUGGUCUUCAUAUCAAGCAUUUUUACGAUUACAUUAAUGGCAAGUCUUGAUUAUUAGUUACAAUACUCAUUGAUAUUCUAGGUAGGUUCAAUGAAAUUAUGGGACUUCACUGCUCUUUUGGAGAAUUUUCUGAGCAGGAAAUUUACUGUGGACUUCCUUUAUAAUGUGCAACUAGAAUCUAAAUAAGGAAAUCCACAUUCACGCGAGUUAGUAACGAUUGAAUGAGUCGGUUUAGCCGGAAUCGUCGAAAACGGAACUAACAGGUGAAACGUCUUUGGAUCGCGGGUGUCUGUUAUUUUUAAAAUAGCGCUUUCUGCAUAAUUUCAGUUGAUUUUAUUUCUGAGGAAUUUUAGGAAGAGUAUCCACAUUUCUUUUUAACUUUUGACCUCUAUUGGGAUCACAAACGAUCUUGGUCCACGUUAGUGAAGCAAAUUUUCGUAUAAGUAAAUGAAUUUGCCAUUGCACUUUUUAAUAAUGCUACACUUGAAUGCUAAUUUAACAAUGUAUUCUGUUAACAACCAAAACUCGACAGUAAAUAGAACAAACAUUAAAACAAACAUUUCGGUAUGGAAUUAGAUACAAGGUGUCCAAAAGUUAAACAGUGAUGAAGCGUUCAUAGAACUCGAUUCUUACCGGCUUGCCUAAUUUAAUAGAAUUUAGCACCUUAAUUUAUAACUCUUAAAAUGGGUCUUAUACCAUAAAGUGAAUAUGUUUGACACUUUGCCACUGACACUCGCGUGAUAUGCAUCUGAGUUUUGGUUGUCAACUAACGAAUAAUUUUAUACAUAUUUGAGUUUUUAUUAUAAUUACAUUAUUUGCAUAAAAGAACUGUGAUAUCGUAUGGUAGUUGAUUAUUAAUGCUUCCUUCUAGGUUUACUUUCAAUUUAUUUUUCUUAUGUGCUAGUUUAUAAAUAUUUAUUUUAGCAAUCGCCCUAUUUUAUCUCUGGCAGAAUGAAUUUCAAAUAUUGUAAAUAUCGAGCAAAACGUACUGAAACUGGAAUUGUCUCUACAUUUUUAUGGGAUUCGCGGGGCAAAUUAUUUUGUCUGUGUUUGUCACUAUUGUCAUGAUGUUUUAUGUAAUUUAUUUCGCUUUGUGCGUUCUAUCGAAAUAAUUCGCCGUGUUUCCCAAUUUUAGAUAAGAAAAUACUUCGGGAUAAAUAAGUGCUCGCAAAACGAUACACUAUGUAGGUAAUUAGAUAUAUUCAUUAUUUCAUGUAUCUCACGACGAAACUUAUCAGGAGGACAGGACUUGAUCAUAAAAAGCAGUUUCUGUAUAAUAGCCAUAUAUGGCACAGCUAUGAAUAAUUUCAUUUAGUUAAUGAAUUAUGGCACGAGGUUUAGACCAAUCGGCCUUUAUGAGGUUUUUGACUUCGUCGCUCUCUUUUUAUGAUUACUGCAAACAAAUCAAACAACACUCGAAUUUUAUAAGUAGGUAAGUAUUCUGUGAGAUUUAAGCAUGAUUCUCGUUACACUGGUAUGCAUAUGUCGGCCGCAUUUGUUUAAUAAUUCCUCUUACCGCGACAAUCGAAAUUUUGUUCUUUGCCUCUUUGUAGCUCGAAUAUACAAAAGUGAUAGAGAGGUAGGCAACAAAAUUUCGAUUUUCACGGAAGGCCCUCUGAUUAUGAGCACUGCCCGAUUAUCAGAAAAGUCGGCCAAAUUGAUACAAAGAUUGAAAUGUCAAACAUGUGAUACAGAUUAUUCGGUAAGUGUCAGUAUACGGAAGGGGCUCGGGGUCGGCGCGAUGUAGUGUGACUAACGUGAGUCAUCCCCUAAUUAAUGGAUGAAAAUUACUUUACCUACACGGAUGGCUUCUAGAACACAAGCGGUAAAAAGGUUUUAUAGCUGAAGCAGCCUGUAAAUAUGUCAUCGUGUCAGCCUCUUUUCAUUGGCAUUCUAUUAGACCGCGGGCCAGGAACAGAUUUCCAUGACCAAUCGCCUCCGGGGCGAAAACUCGUAUAGUGGUUAACGGCUAUGUAUGAUGAACCCUCGUGAACGUUAGCUGCCGCUCCAUUGGUGGGUUGAGGAAUGGCAGCAAAUAAAGUCUAUAAAAAAAUUGUCACCGCCUCCCGCUUGAUACUUUGUCAGAUGAUAGUUUAGAUGCUAUUGUGAAUAAACAAAAUCGUCAGCCGAUUGUAUCGCUGUGGAAAGACCGUCAGCUGGUCACAUGUACAUGUAAAAAAGAAAAUUCUUUUCAGUCAUCCGCGUCAUCGCCUCCCGUUUGAUACUUUGUCAGAUGAUAGAUUAACUAUUACUAUAGAUUAGCUAUUGUUAACAAAACAAAUCGUCAGCCGGUUGUAUCGCGGUGGAAAGACCGUGUUACGCGUUUCGAUGGCUGCCAUUCCUCAACCCACCAACGGAGCGGCAGCUGACAUUCACGAGGGUUCAUCAUACAUAGCCAUUAACCGCUAUACGAGUUUUCGCCCGGGAGGCGAUGACUGACGAAAUUUGCGCCUGGCUCGCGGUCUAUUCUGAUUAUUUUGUUUUAAACAUCGAAUUAUUGUUUCGAGGGCAGUCUAUAGGAAAAGUAGCUUUUGUAGUGUAUUUAGUCAUAACAAUUGAAUCUGUCAUUGUUCUUUUUAUAAUGUAGCACUAAUCUGAAACGCUAUAAUAUAAUAUAGUUUAGUUGUUAAACGUUGUAUAAGUUAUAUUUAUAAUUAUCUAGUCUCAACAUUUCAUAGUUAUAGAAUAAUUUGUUAUAAAUAACAUAAACUAAAAAAAUAAUUUGUUAUCAAAUAAGUUUCUUCAAAUUCAUGGUAUAAAUAAAAAUAUAUACGACAAUUUAAUUGCAAGA
Cydia strobilella is the source of this 4753-nucleotide messenger RNA. It is a transcript of the gene Unc-76, whose product is annotated as fasciculation and elongation protein zeta-2. The transcript has 7 exons. NCBI's taxonomy places the organism in Eukaryota, Metazoa, Arthropoda, Insecta, Lepidoptera, Tortricidae. The record is from RefSeq and is a predicted model, not a curated record. Bases 62 to 1243 code for a protein of 393 amino acids. Gene Ontology annotation, cellular component: axon; cytoplasm.